Molecule: messenger RNA, 2191 nt
Organism: Spea bombifrons (plains spadefoot toad)
Lineage: Eukaryota; Metazoa; Chordata; Amphibia; Anura; Pelobatidae
Gene: MKNK1
Product: MAPK interacting serine/threonine kinase 1
Exons: 12
Coding region: 136-1374 (412 amino acids)
Biological process (GO): intracellular signal transduction; peptidyl-serine phosphorylation; protein autophosphorylation
Cellular component (GO): nucleus; cytoplasm
Molecular function (GO): calmodulin binding; calcium-dependent protein serine/threonine kinase activity; ATP binding
Source: RefSeq, a predicted model, not a curated record
CGGAUGAGAAGGCGGCUCGGAGCGAGGCGUGACAGGCUGCGGCGCCAAGUUUCCGGGUUGAUGUAAAGUCCGGGUUGGCGGCCGCGGGUUCAGGCGCUCGAACUGUCACCGGAGAGCGGGGACUACGCGGAGCCAAUGCCCGCAGAAAUGGUCAGCAGUCAGCCCCUCUCCAUCAACGAUGCGGGCAAAAGGAAAAAGAAGAAGAGAAGGACCCGGGAUACGGAGAGCUUUACUGGGAAGUUUGCAGACCUUUACAAGCUGACGGACGAGCUUCUGGGAGAGGGAGCUUACGCCAAAGUGCGGGGCUGUAUCAGCUUACAGAACGGAAAAGAUUACGCCGUGAAGAUCGUAGAGAAGAAAGCUGGGCACAGUCGGAGUCGGGUCUUUCGUGAAGUGGAAACCUUGUAUCAAUGUCAAGGCAACAAGAACAUCUUGGAGUUAAUAGAAUUCUGCGAAGACGAUGCUCGUUUCUACAUGGUGUUCGAGAAGUUACGAGGAGGAUCUGUACUCUCUCACAUACAGCGGCGAAAGCAUUUUAAUGAGCGAGAAGCUAGUAAAGUUGUAAGAGACAUCGCAUCUGCCCUGGAUUUCCUUCAUACCAAAGGUAUUGCACAUCGAGAUUUGAAGCCAGAAAACAUAUUAUGUGAAUUUGAAGAUAAGGUGUCGCCAGUGAAAAUCUGUGACUUUGACCUCGGAAGUGGUGUGAAACUGAACAGUGCGUGUACCCCUAUAACGACCCCAGAGCUAACCACGCCGUGUGGUUCCGCCGAGUACAUGGCCCCCGAGGUGGUCGAGGUGUUCACAGAGGAAGCCAACUUCUACGAUAAGCGUUGUGAUCUGUGGAGCCUGGGCGUUAUUCUGUAUAUAAUGCUGAGCGGGUACCCGCCAUUCGUUGGCAACUGCGGCACAGACUGCGGCUGGGACAGAGGAGAAGUUUGCAGAGUCUGCCAGAACAAACUGUUUGAGAGUAUCCAGGUGGGCAAAUAUGAAUUUCCUGAGAAGGACUGGCUGCGCAUCUCCAACCAAGCCAAGGAUUUAAUCUCCAAGCUGUUGGUUCGAGAUGCCAACGAACGUCUGAGUGCUGCACAAGUUCUCCAGCACCCAUGGGUGCAAGGGGAUGCCCCUGAGCGAGGAUUACCGACCCCACUGCUGCUCCAAAGGAACAGCAGUACGAAGGACCUGACUCUUUUUGCAGCCGAAGCGAUUGCCCUGAAGCGCCAGCUUUCGCAACACGACAGCGACCUGAUCGAGGAACACGAGAACAUCAUUCAUGCCAUCUGCUCGAUGAGACUGUCUCCGCCAUCCAAAUCCCGCCUUGCGAAGCGACGGGCUCAAGCCCAUGCCAGGAAGGGCAGUGGUCCGCUAACUGCCUGACGGGCCGCUGUAGCCAAAUAGCCCCACAUGCCUUCCAUCUUUAAGCGUUGACAUGGCUAUCAUGUAGCGAUUGGUUUUGACCUAACCUUCAGCAGAAAGAAAGGUUAAUGCAGGUUGCGUUCCAAUUUCUUUUAACUUGCCACUUUUAACGUGGUAUUUUUAACUUAGACCGGUGCUUCUCAUUUAACGAAAGCAGUGGUACUGCCUUUUUUUUUAACAAAUGGGGAAAAGUCUUUUGAAUAACUGACAAUUAACUCUGUCCCUCCUGAGUUUCCGGUGUGCAGAGUUUGGGUACUACAGAAACCUGGAUAUUUUGCACUCAAGCACUUAACAGCAUAUUAAUUCAUUUUGGGAGAGCCCCCCUUCACCCCAUUCCGUGUCCUUAUUUAUUAUUUGAAAAUGUCUUUAAAUCUUUGAUAGCCUGUUGCCACAUUUAGCUGAAGUUUCACUGUAUUUUUGAAUAUGUACUGUAUCUUUAUAUUUUUUUUCUAUUCAAAUACCAUCGAUGAAUAAAGAUGGGUCACUAUGCUUUUCUUCUACUCAUCUCAGAAAGUUAAAAAUAUUUUUUUAUCACUUUAAAGUAUUUUUAUACGGGGGGAGCCGUCUUUGUAAAGAAGUAGGAAUGUAUGAUGUAGGCAUAUGUAGCUACCUUGUCACGGUAACACUUGUGACAAAUCUGCCAAACUCUUGACAACUUUUUUUUUUUUUUUUUUAAUUUGCAAAAUGUGAAGAUAUUGAAGGGUAUGGAGUCUGUUUGUCAAUGUUAUUUAAUACAUAUUACUAAAAUAAAUGCAACAAGUUUUUAUGUUUUAUGAAA